Molecule: messenger RNA, 453 nt
Organism: Rotaria sp. Silwood1
Lineage: Eukaryota; Metazoa; Rotifera; Eurotatoria; Philodinida; Philodinidae
Source: the annotation of a GenBank genome assembly
AUGAAAAUUUUUCGUAGCAAUCCUGGUUUUCAAGAAAAAUCUCUUAAGUUAGUUAAAACGAAAAUUAGUAAAUGGCAACCAACAAUACUAUCCACUACAUGUACAACUACUACUCCACCACCUGUUCAUACAAAUUCACUUGAUUCUCAAUCAACAAUAUCAAAAGGUCCUCUUUCAUACUGUUUUGAUAUACCACAAAAUUCCUUAACAUUGUCAACAACGCCGUAUGAAUUAGAUGAAUAAUCAAAUCAAUAUUUAUCCAAAAUUAAUGAAAAUUUUGAAGAUGGUGUUGCGGCUAAUGAUCCAGUUUUUAAUGAUAAUAUACUUGUUCAUGAUAUACUUAUGGAUGAUACAAAUACUGAUGGUGCAGAUGCUGGUGGUACAUUAGAUGAUGAUACACUUGUUGAUAAUUAUAUAUUCGAUGAUGAUGAUUAUAAUUAUAAAUUCACAUGA